Molecule: messenger RNA, 1194 nt
Organism: Chrysemys picta bellii (western painted turtle)
Lineage: Eukaryota; Metazoa; Chordata; Testudines; Emydidae
Source: RefSeq, a predicted model, not a curated record
CCCCACUGGGGGCCAGGGGUUUCAUUGGGGGUCCCAGCUAGGCUCUAACCACCUGCCCCGCCCCCAGAGGGGCGACUCUCUGGCACCGGACACACAAAGCCCCCCAGUCCCUCGGAGGGGCGAGAGGCUGCCAUGGUGGAGACGGCCCCCUCGGCCCCCUACCUGUCCGUCAUGGACCAAUACGGCUACCAGCUGGGCAAGGUCAUCGGCCAUGGCUCCUAUGGCAUUGUCUACGAGGCCUAUUUCACCAAGCAGAAGGCCAAGGUGGCCAUCAAAAUCAUCUCCAAGAAGAAGGCGUCUGAGGACUAUCUCAACAAAUUCCUGCCCCGCGAGAUCCAGGUGAUGAAGGGUCUGCACCACAAGUACCUGAUCACCUUCUACCAGGCCAUUGAGACCACGUCGCGCCAUUACAUCAUCAUGGAGCUGGCGCCCGGCGGCGACGUCCUCGAGUGGAUCCAGAACUCGGGGCCCUGCGCCGAGCCCCUGGCCGGCCGCUGGUUCGCGCAGCUCACCCUGGGUGUGGCCUAUCUGCACAGCAAGGGCAUCGUGCACCGCCUCGCCGCGGGCGGAGCGGACCUGAAGCUGGAGAACCUCCUACUGGACAAGCGGGAGAACGUGAAGAUCUCGGACUUCGGCUUCUCCAAGCAGAUGGUGUCGCAGGCCCAGCCGCCCGCCAGCCCCUCGUACCCGCUGCUGGCGGGCGUCAGCCCCCUAAGCCAGACCUACUGCGGCAGCUUCGCCUAUGCCUGCCCCGAGAUCCUGCUGGGGCUGCCCUACAACCCCUUCCUGGCCGAUACCUGGAGCAUGGGCGUGAUCCUCUACACGCUGGCCGUGGCCCACCUGCCCUUCGACGACACCAACCUCAAGCGCCUGCUGCGGGAGACCCAGAAGGAGGUGGUCUUCCCCCCCCCAGCCGCCGUCUCCGAGGAGUGCAAGGGCCUUGUGCACCGGCUGCUGUGCCCGGCGGCCCGGCGCCCCACAGUGCUGGACCUGCUGCAGACGCCGUGGGUCCUGCGUUUCCAGGCCGAGCGGCCCCACACCGAGCUGCGGGCGCUGGAGGCAGCCUGGGGGGUGCGGGCCGAGGGGGGGCGGGUGCUGCCCAGGACCCCCUCCCUGCCUCAGCCCGGUGAGAAGAAGCGGGGGGGCAGCGGGACCCAUGUGAAGGUGGCGAAGGUGCCAGAGAAGGGGAGCUGA